Messenger RNA from Podarcis lilfordi (Lilford's wall lizard), 2283 nucleotides. NCBI's taxonomy places the organism in Eukaryota, Metazoa, Chordata, Lepidosauria, Squamata, Lacertidae. The record is from the annotation of a GenBank genome assembly.
AUGGAUGCCAACUCCGUAAUAAACGUCAAGAGCCGAAUUCUCUACACAUCCACUAGCACCACUAUGGCCAUUGUAAUAUACAAAGAAGUUUUUAAAAAGGAAAGCUGCCAACUUCCAUUUUCUGCAAUGCAGCAUUUUUUGCAGUAGAUGUCGCCUCUAAUAAGUAAAGAACCUGCCCUUUGGGUUUGUUCAUUAAAAAGAUACGGUAGAUUUUGUAGGGAUGAGAGUAUGGGGUGGCCUGGAUAUUAUUAAUGACUCGAGACGAUUUCCCUUACAUUUCAUUAAUCGUCUGAUAUGUCCCGCUCCCCCCUCCCCGCGUCCCCCCCUUUCUCUCUCUCUCUUCGUCCGAUGACCUCAAUGCAAAUAAACCUAUCAGAUGUGCCUAAAUGACUGGCAAUUUUUUUUGUGAAUGGAAUACUCAGUGACUGGAGGAUGACGUAAUUCGGGAGCUGGGGUUUCGUGGUCAAGCGUGGAUUGGUUUUAUAGUUGACAACCGAGGUGCUGAUUGGCUGGCGGGCAGCUCGUCGAACGCCUACACACUUUUGCCCUGGCGGUAGAUAUAAAAGGGGGUCGUUGGGCACGGAAGACCAUCACGACUGGGAAACGCACACCGAGGCCGCCACCUGCACUACGCUUUCCUCAACAAGCUUUGCAUCUGAAGGUAAGUGCGUUCUCCUUUUAUUGACUUUCCAGUCCAGGGAGUGCUGAAAAGGCUUCUCAGUGGCGGAGAACUUGCAACUCCUCAAGUUCGGAGGAUGUUAGGCUGAUGCUGGGUCUUGUGGCGUCUCGUGCUUCUCUCCUUGGAUUCUUGAGCAGAACGGCUUUUCCCCCAGAUAUGCUUUGACAGGUAUUAUUUAUUAGUCACUUGCUUCGGAAAAGGCGUGAGCGCAGAGAAACGCCUAGGUUGCAGAACGGCAGUUUAAAACCAUUUCCCUUUCUGCAAGGUGAAAAUCCCCCUUUCGUUCGUGUAGACUAGAGGCUGCCCGUUUAAUCCUGAGUAUUUUAUCAAUAAGAGUCGUGCAAAAAUGGCACGUGGGAGAUGCCUUCAAGAAACCUAAUUUCGUGUAAUUGGGAAUGCUCCUCUGGGUAUGACCGCCCCCGAGAGUAACUCUGCUGCAGCAAAUAAGAAUCUCGUGGCACCUUCAAACUAUUUUAUUGCAGUCUGAGCAAUAAAAGGGAACUGCCUGCUUCCAUCAGGUGCAGGAAGGUGUUGGACCCAGAGGCGUGGCAGGGAGGGGGAGAGGAACCGUUUUACAAAAUGAGUAGGGCUGCAUCUCUAUACCCAUUUACUAGGAAGAUGUCUCCAUUGAAUUCAAAGGGAGUAGCUAUAUAUAGGAUUUCACCGUAAUGAACUCAUCUUGACACUACAGACACAACUCCUGGCAUAAUAUAGUACUUUCCUUUAAGAUGCCACAGAGCUCUUUAAACAAAAGUAUUGCGUAUGCAAAUGUAUUAUAUUCCUUACAAUUCCUGGAUUUUGUUUUUCAGAAACAAUUUUAAAAUCCUCAUUUCCGUAACAGGGCUAUUUAUUUAAAUGAGGACACCCCCCCCCCGAUUUUUCAAGUAAUCAUUUAUUUCAGCGCAAAGGAUUAUGCCUCCCCACCCUUCUUUUCAAUUUAAAACAAAAUACACAAAAUUUCUACAUGCAGUUAUAAAUGCAGAUCUGGCCGCAUUUUAUUCGUUUUCCUUUGAUCUUUCGCGCUCGACCCGAUUCCCAGCAUGGCGUGAAUAUUAUCAACGAUUUCAUAGUAUUGGUCCCCAUCUGUUGAUGAAGUUGACAUGGUUGCCUUCUGUCCUCCAGCUAUAUAUCAACUCUGCGAAAUUUCCCAAUUUUCUUCCUACCUGAGCAUUGGCGACAUAGACAUUCUUUGAAGAUAACACUUCCAAAAUAAAACACACACAAAUCCUACCAAAUUGCGGCGUGGGGACCUCGAUGCAAAUAGCAGAUGAUCCCAUGACACCCCCCCCUUUUAAAAACCUAGGAAAUUAAAGCAUCCUUAGAACCUCGAUCCUAUUACGCAUGCUAACGCAGAGCUGGCCGUAAUCCAGUGGGGGGCUUCUUCCCAAGUGAGUUUGCGCAGGAUUCCAGCGUUAGGAUGGGAUCAUAGCUGUCAACGUUUCCCCCUUUUUAAGGGAAAUUCCCUUAUUCCGAAUAGGAUUCCUCUCAAGAAAAGGGAAAAGUUGACAGCUAUGGAGCGGAUCCGGAAAGAUGCAAAGCGUGGGAAAUGGCCCCUCUUUGAACGCAGUCCUGUUGAUUUUGCAGAGACAACGCUAUGGCCAUGA